Eleginops maclovinus (Patagonian blennie) is the source of this 5904-nucleotide messenger RNA. It is a transcript of the gene vwa5b1, whose product is annotated as von Willebrand factor A domain containing 5B1. Lineage: Eukaryota; Metazoa; Chordata; Actinopteri; Perciformes; Eleginopidae. The record is from RefSeq and is a predicted model, not a curated record.
AUGCCGGGGCUGAUGAAUAAGGAGAGUCGAGGCGCUCUGCCGCUCAGCGUUUCUGACAUCACUUCCUGUGUUCGAGGCUAUACGCUCGCCAUGACCGCGUCCAUGACCUACGAGAACAUCGAGGACCAUGCUAUAGAGGGGAUCUUCAUCUACCCCCUGGAGGAGAACUCCAUCGUGGUGGGCUUUGAGUCGAUGAUCUGUAGCCAGAUUAUAACUCUGCAGAUCAAAGAUAAGACCAAGAUCGACUGCUAUCUGGACGGCUGCGGCACGACUAACGGAGGCCUGCAGAGCGGCAGUGGUCAGGUGUUGGUGGACGAGGAUCUGGAGAGGACGGUGCUGCUGGUCCACCUGGGGCUGAUCCCCCCCCUGGAGACGGUGCAUGUCCUGGUCAGCACCUCCUCCGAGCUCUGCACUCUGCCCUGUGGAGGCAUCAGAGUCCGAUCACCCCCUGUCUGCACCCCCCGGGUCCAGAGGAGCAUCAACGAGGAGCAGGGCCUGUCGCCCAACUUCUGCAGGACGAGGGAACGGUCUGGCUGUGCCUCCAGCCCCCCCGAUCAGACCCCCGGACCCCCCCCUCUCUGCCUGGCCUCCCUGCUGGAGGAGGAAGCCAUCAACUCCAUGGAUUACCAGUUCAACUUCCAGCUGGAGAUCCGAGCUCCGUAUCUGUUAGCAGGUGUGGAGAGUCCGUCUCAUGCUAUCCGUGCGGACGCUGACCCUCAGGCCCGCUCGGCCACCAGCGUGAUGAUCACUCUGGCCGAUAAAUACACCUACGACUGUCCCGUGGAGAUCCUCAUCUACCCCAGCGAGCCUCACGUUCCUCACGUCCUGAUGGAGAGCGGCGACAUGACGCCGGACGAAUACGACGAGUUCCUGCACGGCCGCAGCGACUUCAUCAAGGCCACCAAGAAGGACGCCAGCAACCACAGGAAGGUGGAGAUGAUGCGCCGCCGGCUGCACAAAGACCUGCUGCACAACCCGGUGGUGAUGCUCAAUUUCUGCCCCGACCUGAGGGGGGGGGGCCAAGACCUGAGGGAGGAGGGCCAAGACCUGAGGGGGAGCCAUGGCGAGUUCCUCUUCCUGCUGGACCGCAGUGGCAGCAUGAGUGGCGCCAACAUCAGCCGAGUCAAGGAUGCCAUGGUGGUGAUCCUGAAGAGUCUGCUGCCGGGCUGCCUCUUCAACAUCAUCGGCUUCGGAUCCACCUUCAAACCCCUGUUCCCCAGCAGCCAGAGCUACGAGGAGGAGCCCCUGGUUCAGGCCUGUGAGUACGUCCGCAGGCUCCGGGCCGACAUGGGAGGAACCAACGUGCUGAACCCGCUGAGCUGGAUCCUCAGGCAGCCCCCCUUCAGGGGACACCCCCGCCUCCUGUUCCUACUGACGGACGGAGCGGUCAGCAACACGGGGGGGGUCAUCGAGCUGAUCCGCAGUCAGUCCCGAUCCAUCAGGUGCUUCACGUUUGGCAUCGGGCAGACGGCCUGCAGACGACUGGUGCUCGGCCUGGCCGCCGUGUCUAGAGGAACCGCAGAGUUCCUGUCUGACGGCGAGAGGCUGCAGCCAAAGAUGAUAAAGUCCCUGAAGAAGACCAUGUGUCCGGUCCUCACUGAUAUCUCCAUCGAGUGGCUGUUUCCGGAGACCAAGGAGGUGCUGCUGUCGCCAGUGGGGAACAGCUUCCUGUUCCCUGGAGACAGCCUGAUCGGGUACAGCGUGGUCUGCGACGCCACCAGAUACCACACUAACCCCAAAUCUGAAAAGAGGAGGAGGUACUCCAUGAUGCGCUCCGUAGAGUCGGCCAGCUCUGUGUUUUUCCACUCUCAGGAGGAAGACCCUCUGAGGACCGGAGGGGAGGCCGAGUACUUCAGGGACCCUCCGACCGAGGGCCCAGCAGAGCAGGACGCCGGGGGCUGGGACAGCGGGACGUCUCCCAGAAGGCGAGCGUACAGCACCAACCAGAUCACAGACUACCACCCGACCAAGAAGGCCUUCACCCCCAGUGACCCCAGCUCCGUGGCCCCCAAGAACCCCCUGAGGAGGGCCAAAGUCCAGGAGCUAGUGGGCCAGACCAGCGCCGAGCGCGAGUACCAGUGGAGGGGGGACUACCAGCCUCAGCUGUGUGCAGCGUCUUCCUGCAGGGGGGACCAUCCUGCCAGCAGCCAGCGGCCCCUGCAGCAGGAAACCCCCGACCCGGGGCCUCGAUCCACCAACCAUAACAGCCCGCCUGCAGCCGGACACCCGGCCGGGGGCGACGGGUCCAGAUCGUCCUCCGACAACCCGUCCGUGGGCAGCGUGGGAGACACAGACGGGUACGGACAUCAGCUGGUCCAGGCAGAGACCCCGCAGGAGGUCCGGUCCUCAGACCUGGGAUCAGCCGACCCGCCGCGGGCCGACUGUAAAGCUGUGGUGUGCGGCCUGCUGUGUGGGCGGCCGGCCAGCUGGGAGGUCGUCUUCGACAUCGAGCCGUUCCUCCGCGGCCGCGAGCGCGAGGAGAAGGUCCACGAGGAGCUGUGGAACGAGACCUUCCACCACCUGGCCGGCCGGUCCAUCAUACGGGACUUCGAGAACAUGGCAGAUGCCGAGUGCUCUGGCAGGAAGUACCAGCUGUAUGCUCUUCACACGAGCAAGUCCUGCAACAUCCUGAGCAAACACACGGCGCUGGUUCCCAUCGACCUGGACACCAACGAGUUCCUGCACACAUGCAUCGAAUACACUAACGCAGGGGGGGGUCUGAAGAGGGGCUCCCGGUCCAGCUCUCACUCUGGCAGCAGGAAGAACCGGGGCUACUCCGUGGGGCUAGGCCGCUCGCAGUCCGGAGGCGUCUCUGAGGACGCCGAGGAAUUCCAACUCAACAAUGGAGAGGAUGGAGGGUCUCCAUGCAGCACGCCCUCCUCCGCCGGCUGGGAGCGCUGCAGCUUCACCGAGGUCUCCCAGAGGAGUCCCUCCGUCACCUCCGACCAAUCACAGAAGUCAGUGGAAAGCAUCUUUUCUGCCAGAUUGGCUCUCAGCAGGACUCGCCUCCUGACUCGAGCGGCCAAAGGCUUCAUGUGUCGAUCGCACAGCAAGUCCGGAGACUCGAUGGGAGAGAGCGACAACGAGAACAAAGACUACAUUCCUCUGGUGUUGCUGCAGUUAGCCAGCGGCGCGUUUCCUCUGGACGCCGCGCUGUGUUACGCUAUUAGCGUUCCCAUGGAGAAGCUGAAGUGGACGUCUCCGUUCAUCAGCCAUCGCAGCAGUCUGGCCCCCCCUUCGCUGUCCAGCAGCCGUCGGACCGACAGCGUCGAGGACAGACCCUCGUGUGACGGAGAACCAGAAUUCAGCCCGCUUUAUUUCCCCCCGUCAUCAGGGAGUCUCUGCACCGCUGCAGAGCCCCAGUCGACCCUUCACUCCCAGACAGACAGCGGGCGGGGCUCUGGGUCGGGGGUCGUGGACACAUCGUCCCCGAGGAGGCUUGAUCCAGAGAGCCUGGUGUGGGGCACGGCGGUGGCACUCGCCUGGCUGGAGCACAGCUCGGCCAGUCACUUCAUCGAGUGGGAGCUAACUGCCGCUAAGGCAAGCACGUGGCUGAGUGCGCAAGAAAUCCCAGAAGGCCGAGACUUAGCGUCCGUCAAGGCCGCCGCCAACCAGCUGUUCAUCAUACUCAGACACUGGGAUGAGAACCUGCAGCUCAACAUGCUCUGCUACCAUCCCAGCAGCGUGUGAGACCGCUGGACACCAGGGUUGCGGUGGAAUUCUCCACAAAUCAGCUCCCAUCAUCCUUUCCAAACAGUGUUCCUCAACCUGUGAGAACCGCUGACGCUUCCUCUUCUGAUUUGUGAACCGUGUUGAACGUUCAAAACAAAGCACUUUGGGAAGUCGGGCUAUGAGUUGUAAAAUCUCCUUCCUCCUUUCCUAAAGCAAGCUCCAGUGUUUCCUAAACUCUGAGAUUAUAAAGGAAGUGUUUAUCCACAGAAUCAAACAGCCCCUAUCAUGGCUGCCUUCACGCCCUUAGCAACCUCGCUCAGUAAAAGUGAUAAUUCAACCGCAACCCUGCCCUUGCUCGUGAUACUAUGCUAACGGACGCUAGCUGUUUGUCCUCUGGAGUCUGAUCCGCCGCUGUGAACAGUGUGUAUCUUCUUCUGGUCGUGUGCUGGUUCUUCAAACAUAUCACAGGCUGUUCGGUUUCUGUAGCUGGAUCCCCGUUAGCAUCGGAUCCAAACCCUUCAUUGUCGAGGAGCGUCAGUGUUAGCCUGUAGCAUGCGGGACUGAUCUGUCACCACGUGGAUGUUCUGAGGAGAUUGUAUCGUGCAAACAUCCGGGUGCUUGCUAGCCGUCCUGCCUGUCUUUUCUAAAGCCGGUCGUUCUUAAUAUUUGCCAUUUCUGCAGGUUUAUCAUAGCAGACAGAAGAAUAUGCAAAAAGCUAAAGAAAAUAUACGUUACGUUUUGUGGCUUUAAUGGAAAUCAACGAACGUGUUUCCGCCAGCGUGUGUUUAGUGUGUGUUUAGUUUGUGUUUAGUUUGUGUUUAGUUCAUGCUUUUGACUCAGCAGACCGGCCUUAAAGUCGAGAUGAUCAUGCAUUAGUUUUGAAUGUAAAGAGUAGGGAGGUGCUUCUCUGGUAGUGGAGAUUUAGCCUCUUAAAGGUCAGACGGGUCGUGCCAAAAAAACUAAAUCUUAAACCCUGAAACUGCUGCGUCCUAACCCAGUCAACCCGCUCUGACUGAAAGAGAGCGAACAGACAAACUCUGUAGAGAAUCCUGAUAAAACACAGUAAUACCUACACUCAGAGGACAGUGUAAAAUGUUAUGAAUGUCACUUGGACACCAAACUUACCCCAAGAUUCACCGUGGAUUUCACCAUGCAAUGUGGUCCAACAAUAUUAGUGAGGUAAACUCAACAUCUGGCUUCAUUUUGAUUUCUUUUUUAUAAUUGAUAGAAAAGCAAACAGUGAAUAAUGUUUUCAGAGCUCAGGACUUCUCACAGGUUCCUCUAACGCUGGUUCUGUUCAGCUCCAGAGUAACAGAGUGAGACAGCAUGCACAGAACCAGGAAGAACAGCAGCUGUUACAAGCAUUGUUUUAGGUCAGUUGUUUUUCUUUUGCAAAAUGUGUUUGAUAAAAAAAGUAUCACAGCAGAAACCUUAGUUUCCUCCCGCCAAAACAGAGAACCAAUGAGACUCAACGCCACCAUGUGAAAUAAUGGCUGUUUUGUGAUUUGUUUGGGGAUGUAGGCUCAGACUCUGGUUUAUAUUUCUGCAAAUGCAAAACUAGAAUCAGAGGAUCCUUCGCUCAGUCACCACCGUGUUACUUACAUUGUGAAUAUUGAAGUAAAAUACAUUUAUUUAAGGUUGUGAUAUUCCAAUAUAGCAAAUCCUUAGUUUGCCAGUAGCUUGUAGUGAACGUACAAACAGACUUAGUAAGGGAUGGUUUGGGAGUUCAGUGCUGCCACGCUAACUGCUACCGUAAGUGCCUCACUAAGGUUAAAGUCAGCAGAAUAUAACGACCCGUCCACUGCAGCUUAUCCUCGACUUAUUCCCAAAUAUACAGUAGGUAGUACGUGUCUUUCUGAAAUCUUUACGUGUUGAUUUCUCUGUUUCUUAUUCCAUCAGUGUUGCUUUACUCAGGUAUUUAUUAUUUGUUCCACUUGAGUUGUGUACUGCAUGAUCACAGACGUUACAAUGAAAAUGUUUAAAGACUGAAGUGUUGGUGCAGUAGUAUCUUGCUGUCUGAAUUACAGUAGAUGUCAUUCAGUAAUAUGUUGUGCUGUAAUGCAGUAGUAGGUGCAGCUGUUAUUGUUAUAAACUGUAUUUUUUAUGUCCUGGGUCGGUCGUACAGUGCAGUGUCACUUGCUGUUUGUGCCUUUAUAAAAGAUUGUGACUGUUUGAGGCCCAUGAAGCUUCGGUAGUGUCCAAAUAACUGUCCAUGAUGCGAGGGUGCAUGUA